AUGCCGACUCUUGCGGUUGACAACUUCAACAUCGUUUGCGCCUGUCUUGGCGGUUUCAUCACGAUCUUUGGACUUGUCUCAUACCUCCUCAAAGAGAAAUUCUAUCUAUCCGAGGCUCUAAUAUCCCUCAUUGCUGGGGUCAUCUUCUCUCCCAAUGCUACCAAUCUGAUAAAACCUGAGGAAUAUGCUCUGUACGAUGAAGAAACCCUGCACAUGAUCACACUUUACUUCUCUCGCCUGGUCCUCGGAGUUCAGGUCGUACUUGCGGGAGUGCAACUACCUUCCAAGUACCUCAAGACGGAAUGGAAAAGCUUAGCUCUCCUUUUAGGUCCAGGAAUGGCCGUCAUGUGGCUGGUGACGAGCCUUUUGAUUUAUGCACUUGUUCCGCACAUCCAUUUUGUUGAAGCUCUCGCAGUCGGCGCUUGCGUCACCCCCACGGAUCCAGUUCUUUCGAACUCCAUCGUCAAGGGAAAGUUUGCAGACAAAAACAUACCAAAAGAGUUACAGAAGAUCAUUGUGGCCGAAUCAGGUGCCAACGAUGGCUUGGGCUAUCCGUUCCUAUUCCUCCCACUUUACAUUAUUCAGCACACUGGCCAGGGCUCCGAUCACAGCAUAGCCAACGCCAUGGGCGCUUGGUUUGGUGAGACAUGGGGUUAUACCAUAUUACUCAGUGUAGUGUACGGCGCCGUAGUAGGUUGGAUUGCCAAGGAACUUCUUCAUUGGGCAGAAGAGCGCAAGUAUGUGGACAAAGAGAGCUUUCUCGUGUUCGCUAUUACACUGGCACUCUUCAUAGUUGGGACAAUGGGUAUGGUCGGAUCUGACGAUAUCCUCGCGUGUUUCAUUGCCGGCAAUACGUUUACCUGGGACGAUUGGUUCCGGCUUGAAACGGAGGACGAUAGUUUCCAACCUACAAUUGAUAUGCUCCUGAACGUAUCUGUGUUCAUCUGGUUUGGCGCUGUUGCCCCGUGGAAGGAAUUCUAUACCAACAAUGUCAUCCCCAUCUACAGGCUCGUCUUUCUCGGCAUUCUCGUCCUGCUCCUUCGUCGACCACCCAUCGUUUUUGCAAUGCAUAAACGCAUUCAUCAAAUCGAAGAAAAGCGUCAGGCCAUAUAUGUCGGCUUCUUCGGUCCUAUUGGCGUCAGCGCGAUAUUCUACCUCUACAUUACACUUGACUAUUUGCGCAAAAAUGUUACGGUGGAUGGGGAGCCGAGAGAAGAUGCAGUAUAUCUGAUGGAGGUAACAAAUAUAGUUGUUUGGUUCCUUGUCAUCUGUAGUGUGAUCAUCCACGGCUUAACGAUUCCCAUGUCCAAACUUGGACUCUGGCUACCAAGGCAGAACACAGAAGAAGCUGUACAUGAGAUCGACGAAGGGCUUCGACGCCGUCAAGGAGGUUCCAGCACGGCUGCCAAUAUACUACCUCGCAGCGUGUAUCGGAUCGGGAGGACCAUCGUCCGGUCAGAUAAUUCUUCGCAGCCACAAUCACGGGGGGAUUCUCAGCCUCCCGUUCCGCUGUCCAGCGCGCCGACAUCAUCCUCGACCAGUAACGGCAAUGCGGUUGGUUCACAGGACAAGAUCGGUUCACAGGACAAGAUAGGUCUUCCUGACGGAACAAGCAGUGACACACGCGUCAACACACCCCAACCAGCUCAGCUCAACCAAAGGGCGAUUCGGUUCCCUGACGAAGUUGAGCAAUCGCAGAAACCUUAG
Didymosphaeria variabile is the source of this 1707-nucleotide messenger RNA. RefSeq lists its product as uncharacterized. The coding region runs from base 1 to 1707 and encodes 568 amino acids. Lineage: Eukaryota; Fungi; Ascomycota; Dothideomycetes; Pleosporales; Didymosphaeriaceae. Gene Ontology annotation, cellular component: plasma membrane. The transcript is spliced from 8 exons. The record is from RefSeq and is a predicted model, not a curated record. Gene Ontology annotation, molecular function: sodium:proton antiporter activity. Gene Ontology annotation, biological process: sodium ion export across plasma membrane; proton export across plasma membrane; regulation of membrane potential.